AUGAUACGCCAACUUGGACUUCCGACAUGGUUUAUGUCAUUGUCUUCAGCAGAUACAAGAUGGCCUGAUCUUCUCAGAACCUUAGCUCAGCUAGAUGGAAAGCUGUGCUCAGAUGAUGAUCUUGACAAUAUGGAUUGGAGUACAAAAGCAAAAUUAGUUCAGAAAGAUCCUGUUACAUGUUCAAGAUAUUUUGACAAUAGAGUACAACUCUUUAUUAACACAGUCUUAAAGAGUGAACAUAAUCCUGUUGGAUGUGUUAGUGAUGUGUUUCGGAGAGUAGAGUUUCAGAACAGAGGUUCUCCACAUAUUCACAUGUUACUUUGGACAAGUGGUGCACCAAAAUUUGAGGAAAGCUCCAACCAAGACAUCAUUGAUUAUGUUGAUGAACAUGUCACCUGUUCUCUACAAAGUGAUGACACUGCAUUGAAAAACCUUAUAGAACUUCAAGUUCAUAAGCAUUCAAAAACAUGCAAAAAGAAAGGUAAGGCCAUUUGCAGAUUUGGAUUUCCUUUACCACCUUUGCAACAAACAAUGAUUCUGGAACCCUUAGAGGAAAAUGUUGAUAUUUACAAAAAGAGGUACAAUGAAAUUCAGCAAAAAUUGAAUGAAUACAAGGAUGGUUGUGAUUUAAACUACAUAGAGUUUUUGACAGAACUGGUGCAGAUGUCAGAAGAGGAAUAUAUUAAAUGCAUACGAGCUUCUCUUCAAGGACCAAAAGUAUUCCUCAAAAGAAGUCCAUCUGAGAUCAGAGUCAACUACUACAGCCCUUCGGUAUUAAAAGCCUGGAAAGCAAAUCUAGACAUUCAGUUUGUACUUGAUCCCUAUGCAUGUGCUACAUACAUUGUGUCAUAUAUAAGCAAGUCUCAGAGAGGUAUCAGUGAAAUCCUGGAACAGGCAUCAAUAGAGGCUUCAGAAGGCAACAUGGAUUUGCGCAGACAAGUCAGACACAUUGGAAACAAAUUUCUAAAUUUUGUAGAAGUCAGUGCCAAAGAAGCUAGUUAUUUGCUUUGGCAAAUGCCUUUAACACAAGCUACCAGAGAUGUGGUAUUCAUAAAUACUUCACCCUCAGAUCAGCGUGUUUUCUUAUUGAAGGGCAAAGAUGAACUUGACAGCUUACCGGACAUUUCAACUGACAUCCAAGCAGACAAUCAAAUUAAAAGAUAUUCCAAGAGACCAAAGCAGCUUGAAAACUGGUGUUUAGCAGAUGUGGUGUCGGAAUUAGAAUUGAAAUUCCCAGAAGAACAUCAUAAAAGGGGACAUUACUUCACAAACGAUGACAAUUUAGCAUCAAGCGAGGACGAAGGUCAUGAAACGUUCUCAGAGGGAAAUGUUUUGGUAAAACUGCGAAAUGGCAUUAUUAUCAGAAGGAGAAAAAACAAAAAAGUGAUCAGAUAUGUCAAGUACAGCCAGAAAACAAACUCUGAAAAUUAUUACAGAGAGAAAAUUAUGCUUUUUCUGCCUUGGAGAAAUGAAGAAAAAGAUAUACUAGGUGGCCAUGAAACUUUUGAGCAACAUUACAACAGUAAAGCCAAUAUCAUCAAAGCAAAACAGAAGCAAUAUGAACAUCAUUAUGAAGAACUUGAACAGGCAAGACAACAGGCUGAAGGGGAAAUUGAAGACUUUGAAGAAAUUGCUCCAAAUACUGAGUAUACAGAAGCUGAAGAUGAAAUAGCAGGAACCCACCCUUCUGAGGAAUUUAUUCAUUUUGAUCCCGACACACCUCACCAUAGAGAUUACGAUAUUGGUCCAGACAUUGGAUUGCCUGAGAAAACAUCUUGUGUUGAAAGUAGUCUUGUUCGCAUGCCUGAAGAUCAAUAUUACAAAUUGUUACAGUCUCUCAAUAACAAGCAAAGAGAAUUUCAUGAACAUGUCACACGAUGGAUUCGAGACAAAGACGAGCCAAUAUAUGCGUUUCUUACUGGAGGAGCUGGAUCUGGGAAAUCUGUUGUCAUCAAUGCUUUGUAUCAAACUCUACAUAGAAUACUUUGCUCUGAGGAAGGAGAAAAUCCAGAUGACAUCAGAAUUCUGCUCUGCGCUUUCACAGGAAAAGCUGCUUAUAACAUUAAUGGUACAACUAUUGCUUCUUCCUUUCGUAAAAAGAUGUAUCAGACCCAGCAAAACAUGUAUGCUGAUGAGCUAAAUACAUUCAGAACGAAGUACAGAAAUCUGUCGGUAGUAAUCAUAGAUGAGGUGUCUAUGGUUGGGAAUAAGCUCAUUGCGUUCAUCAAUGAAAGACUUCAGCAGCUAACAGGCAGAAAACAAGACUUCGGUAAUAUUAGUAUCAUUGCAGUUGGUGAUUUAUAUCAGUUGUCGGCAGUUGGUGAUUCAUGGAUUUUCAACAACCUUUCUUGUCCUGGUCAAGGUUUAGCAAAGAACUUGUGGAAAGAGCAUUUUCAGAUGUUUGAGCUUGUUGAAAUAAUGAGACAAAAGGAGGAUUGCAGAUUUGCUGAAAUUUUGAUUAGAUUACGUCAAAAUGAACUGACAGCAGAUGACAAAAGUACUUUACUUGCUUGUCAGAUAGACAGAAAUUCAUCAAGUUAUCCUAUCACGGCACCACACUUAUUCAUCGAAAACAGACUUGUGAACGAGUUCAACUCAAAUCUGAUACAAAACUGCUCUAAACCCAAAGUGAAUGUCAAGGCUGACACUGAUGUUUUAUCCCAGACAAAACUUCUACCUGAAGUAAAGAAAAGAAUGAUUGAAAAUUUGCCCGAUAACCAAGUAAAUACUGGUCAACUGAGAGGAAAUCUUACUAUUGCAGUAGACAUGACCUAUGACAUAUCUGUCAACAUUGAUGUGAACGAUGGACUGACAAACGGGUCUACUUGUAUGGUAAAACACAUUCAGUUUAAGGAGAGUCCAAUCAGGCCUGCUAUUGUCUGGGUGUUGUUUGGAGAUUUAAAGAUAGGCAAAUCUUGGCGAAAUCAGUACAAGCAUCUGUAUUGUAAAGAUUUUGACCAGCAAUGGACUCCAAUUUUUGAAACCAAAAGAAUGUUUAUGUACAAUCGAAAGACCUAUCAAAGAGUACAAUUUCCAUUACAACCAUCUGCUGCAAAGACUGUACACAAAGCACAAGGGGCUACGCUAGACAGUGUAGUGGUUGACUUAUCACAGACAAGAUGA
Messenger RNA from Pecten maximus, 3123 nucleotides. RefSeq lists its product as uncharacterized. The record is from RefSeq and is a predicted model, not a curated record. NCBI's taxonomy places the organism in Eukaryota, Metazoa, Mollusca, Bivalvia, Pectinida, Pectinidae. The coding region runs from base 1 to 3123 and encodes 1040 amino acids. The transcript has a single exon.